Microcebus murinus (gray mouse lemur) is the source of this 1894-nucleotide messenger RNA. It is a transcript of the gene TESPA1, whose product is annotated as thymocyte expressed, positive selection associated 1. Gene Ontology annotation, molecular function: signaling receptor binding. The record is from RefSeq and is a predicted model, not a curated record. NCBI's taxonomy places the organism in Eukaryota, Metazoa, Chordata, Mammalia, Primates, Cheirogaleidae. Gene Ontology annotation, biological process: positive regulation of T cell receptor signaling pathway. Gene Ontology annotation, cellular component: cytoplasm.
CCGUUUCCCCUUUUGCGCAGGCAGUUGAAUGAGGAUAGAGAGAAAGGCGCAGUCCACAACAUGAUCCUUUCUUGGUGCACUCACCUCUGUCUCCACACCUGGGAGGGCCUCCGCCCGGCUUUGAGAACUGCUUUGCCUCGACAGCCCCCCUCAUCCAGGCCCACCACGUUCCUGGAUCAGUGAAAGCUGCAAGUCCAGGAACUCGAAGAGCAUCACUGAGGCAGGAGGCCCUGGAGUCUGCGCCAGGGCCAUGGAGGCCUCGGUGCUGAGCCCCACGUCCUGGGAGAAACGGCGGGCCUGGCUCCGUCAGAGCCGCAACUGGCAGACCCAGGUCCUGGAAGAGGAGGCUGCAGCCGCCCUGCAGGAUGUCACAGAUCCUGAGCCUUCCAGCCUGGAUGACGUUUUCCAAGAAGGGAAUCCAAUCAAUAAGAUUGAAGACUGGCUACAGGACUGUGGAUACUCUGAAGAAGGACUUUCUGAGGAAUCAGGACAGUCGAUCUACAAUAAGUGCUCCAGCCAUGGGACCAGCUUUGAAGAUGACUUGACCCUUGGAGCAGAGGCCACGCUGCUGGCCGCCAAUGGCAAACUCUUCUCCAGGAGUUUCCUUAACACAGGCAGGCCUUGCCAGCUACUUGAUCUCGGCUGUAGUUUGGCUUCCAGCAGCAUGACUGGGGGAACCAACAAGACUAGUUCAAGCAUCUCAGAGAUUCUGGACAAGGUGCAAGAAGAUGCUGAAGAUGUCCUCUUCAGUCUGGGCUUUGGCCAAGAAGACCAAAAAGACACUUCUCGGAUCCCUGCCCGAUUCUUCACCGCCCCCUCUCAGGCCAAGGGCAUUGACUUCCAGCUCUUCCUGAAGGCUCAGGUGCGGAGGAUCGAGAUGGAGGACCCCUGCCUCAUGCUGGCCAGCAGGUUUAAGCAGGUACAGACACUGGCUGUCACUGCUGAUGCCUUCUUCUGUCUCUACUCCUAUGUGUCUAAGACACCUGUCCAAAAGUUCACACCAUCCCACAUGUUAUGGAAUUACAACCCAACUGAUGUGCCAUCCAUCAGGAUUCUGGCCCCAGAGCCCGAACCCCACUCACCCAGAGAGCGUCUCCGGAAAGCCAUCUCCAAGAUGUGCCUGUACACAUGCCCCAGAGGUCGGCUAUCACCACCCUACAACACUCCCAAAAGGAACAGUUUGGACCAAGUGGUGUGGGAAGUAAUGGACAGAGUGAGAGGUGAAAAGCUCAUCGUCCAGCAAGACUCUGAGUUUGGGCAAGGCAAAACGGAAGAUCCUAUGAACCCUAUUAGGGGUACAAAUCUGCCCACUUCUCCCUGUCCAUGUGCCCUCUGCUCUAUAGAGGAAACACAGCAGGGGGUGUUCACAGUGCUACCAUCUUCACAAACUCUGAAUUCUAAUUCCAAGGUACCCCAUUACAUACGUUCUCCGCCCACAGCAGAUCCACAGUGGAGCACAGACUCUGCACAGGUAAGAAGAGAGCUGUGGAGUCUGCAGGCCACCAAUAAGGAAGUCCAUUCAGCCAAGGAUGAGACUUUCUGGAAAAUAAAGAGCAGAGCAAGAAAGAGCCUGUUUCAGAAGAAGUCCAUGGUCAGGAAGGUUAAGUCACUUGACCUGUCCAUCAUCCAGCAGAAGUGGAAGCAGAGCACAGACAGACCAGAACUGCAUCAAUCUUUAACCCAGCAGUGGCAGGACACUUUUGACUGGGAGGAGGUGCAGAGCCACAGUGAAGAGGAGCAGAGCCUCUGGCCAAGCAGACCCACACCCCCCCACUGCUAUCAGGCAUUUGCUGGCCAAGAUUCAUGAAGCUUUCUCAGCCACCACAACAGCACAUGCUCUGACAGGCAACAGCUUCAGGGAAGAGCCUAAUUCCCACCUCUUCUUGCAGGAAAU